CGAUCGGGUGAACGCACUCUUCGCCAUUUGAAUGUCACCCUUUGGUUAAAAUCGGGCGCUUAUUGCGUGGCGGGUCGGCUCUACGAAGAUUGCCGAACCUCUCCGGAGUUUGCCGAAGGGCCUGUCGCGGCUGCAUUCCGGCGACAUUAAUGCGAACCGCUGGCAGUAUUGGCAAGCCACAUAAAAAAUUCCCCUUGCUUCUUAACAGUCGGCUGGUUGGCCCCGACCUCCGUUUAUCCGUUUGAAAGUCAUCGGACGGGGGCACGCGGAGGGUUAUCCCCGGCCGAAGGACGUGUGCCACGUUCGCAACUCUCGUGAGAGCCGCGGCGCCGUGUGGACGAGGACGGCGCAUGCCGAGCAGCCCGGGGCCCGUCACCGUGCAGAGCGGGCGCGAUGUUUCCACGGAGUGCGGCGCCGAGAUGCCCGUAGAGCUUGGCCCGUGCAUUCGGUGUUAACGCCCCCGCUGGGACUAUGGCGGCUUUUAUUAGGUCUGCACGUCUCGCUUUGAGCGCCUUGGCCGGAGGGGACCGAAAUGCUGGGCCUUGUAUGGCGAAGGGAGCAGCGCGCCGCAGUUCACUGGACAGACUCGCAUGACGGACUCUUGUUACCAGCAUGUAUUCCAAACUGAGGCCCAGUGUGUUAAUCCAAAAAGAUCACAUAAUGGCUCACCCGUCAGUUAGAAUCAAAGGGACAGAGCACAGCUACAACCCCGUGCUGUGUCAAGACGACAAGUGUCAGGCCAGCUCCAAAGGCAGCCACAUGCACUGUCCCUUCUGCAGCGUGACCGAGGCCUACCAAGACCCAGUGAUCCUGAGGGCGCACUACCGAGUCAAGCACGUCGAUAAGGGGAUUGACUUUGCAGGUUUAAAGGUUCUCCGCUGCUGCAAUCACUGCGAGAUUGUGGGUACUAUUAAGGGUGAAAAGAAAUUCAAAGGUGCCCACUGGCACUGUUACCGGUGCCGAAACGGCUUCAACAGGCGGGACGAGGCAGUAAAGCACUAUAAAACUCACUUCAGGAAUCCGCACACCACCUUUCAGAUUCAGAUCACUCAGGAGGUUAACAGCCGACAGUAUUACGAGCAGAGUGCCGAAGCCCACGCUAAAGCCUAUGGAGGGCUCACCAUCACGGCUGGCACGAACGGAGACUACAGCAGCAUCGGCUCAGUUUUCGCCCAAACUGUCAUAUCUUCGGCAGCUGGCACAGAGACAUUCCUGACCGAUGUGUCCAAGGACAGCAGUGUGAAUAAUGGGAUAACAGUUGGUGCAGAAGAGACUGUGGGACCAGCUGCUCAUUCUUCGAGAAGACAAACGCUGAUCCUCAUGGACUCUGAUGACCCUGGAAAUACGGCGUAUGAGGAUACAGGCAGCCUCGUCACCGAGACGGUUGGAGAGGCUGUGGAACAGAAUUUGCUGCUGGAGAAGCAACUUAUCGAACUUCAUCAACAGAAUCAAAGCCUGCGGCUAGAAAAAGAGGAGACGGAGAAGAGGCUGAGAGCAGAAAUCCAGCAACUCAAAGAUCAUAUGGCUGGUCUCGUACAAGCAAACGUAAAGAUGUUUGAGGAACUUCAGCUUUAUCGUGCGGCUGAUGACACAGAGCACAAGAUUGCUAAAUUGCUGGAGACAAUGGAGAGGCAGCACAGCGAUCUCCUGCACACUCAGCUCGCAUGCUUGAGAAAGGAAGUGCUGCGUAGUUCGAUGCCGCUGACCGUGAACGGAGACACAGAGACUCUGCGCCUGACUCUGCCCCAUCAUAACGAAAACCACGGCGGCCACGUCAUCUCCCUCUUGGAGUCCCCUCAUUGCACGGGGCGGGAGGCAGAAACGGGCGGACUGGCGGCACUGGAGAUUGUGGAGGUGCAACUCGAACCAGCUGCUGAUCUGCAUAAGGCCAGCGGCACAUCGGAGCCCCCUUACCACGUGGAGGAUGUCCAGCCACAGAGGACUCUUCUAACGGAAAAACGGAAAGCUGCAGAGCGUGCCGAGGUGGGAUGUAAAGCAAAAAUACAGAAGGUGAUUGGAAGCUAAAAUAGGAAAUGCACACACACUGUCGCAGUCUGGACUGCCGUCUUCUUGACCGAAACACCUUUUUCAUUUUUGAUUUUAUACAGUAUAGCCGACUGAUGUACUUUUUUUUUUUUUAAUCACUCAUUCUCUAAAAAAAGUAGAAUUUUUCUUAUGAUUACUACGUGUAAAUUUGAGCCUUUUUAUCCUGUUCCAAGUCUUAUUUCUUUAUAGCGCCGUUCCCCAUGGGGGAGGCCAAAUGAGAACCCUUUUUAUUCAUUGGACUCUGUGCUUCACGUCACUAAACGCAGCAGGAUCUGAAGUGAAACCUGCCAUCUUGAAGGAACCGAAACCUGACCCUGGGCGUGGCUUCUGAUGAGGUGGGGCGGGGGGGAUUUUACGAAGUCCUGUCCAGUUUGGUGCCGAUUCUUAACGUGCUCGGUUUUGAACGUUUCUUGCAUGUGCACACGCAAACCUUUUGUUUCUUGUUUUCGAGAACCUUGGGAGUAUUUGCAUUGGAUUGAUGGCGUUUUCCCGUCUUCUAUAGCGGCGAUUUUUAAAAAGUAGGAGAGCCUAUCCAGUAAAUGUGUGGGUGGGGGGCACAACUGGAUGUGAUUUGACACACAACUUUUUAUUCAUGUUGUACUCCUGCCAGGACCCUGAGAUGAAAUGACCUGUGGGAAUGGAAAGGCCACCAGAAAGGGAAAUGCGGAUAAUGUCGUUUUCUAUUUUUUAUUUUUUAAAGUAUUCUGCGUCUGGGGUGUGGAUUGGCUGCUGUGAAGGAGAAAACAGGGGGGUUUGACGCAAGAAUAAAGUGGAGAAGGAAGCAGGAAGUUCCUGCCACCGCCCACCUCCCUUGCCGUGAUGACAUUUGUAAGCAUCUCCCUUUAUUAAUAAAAAAAACAAAACACACACACAGGUAUUGGAGAGUCUGUCGCCAUCGCCGUGUCUGUUGCAGAAAUCUGCCGAAACACAACACGUACGGGGGCCCUUCAUAAUGUUUAGGACGCAGGCACCUUCUUUCAAAUCUUGAUUUGUACCCUCUGCUCCACAGUUUAAAAUAACAAGUCAAACAAUUGAGAACGGGGAUUAAAGUGCACGUUGCAGACUUUCAUUGAAGGGGAUUUGCAGACACGUCAGUCACACAAUGCUUUCCCACCGUGUCAGUGCCUACAGGAACCCCCCAGUCAUCUCCAGUAAGAGGGGCUGGUCCUGGAUUAUACGAGUCCUCUUGUGGUAGCCCAGCUGCAGUCUUCCUGUCGGACAAAGCCUGGAGUGGAGGAUGCAGUUAUCUUUCUCAUCCACAAGCCUGGACAAGGCUUGGCCACACUUUGAGGACUGUGACUUUGUUUGAUUUCUCCAAUGCCUUCAAUACCAUCCAGCCAUCCCUGUUCAGGGGUCAGCUCAGAGCUAUGCAGGUGGGUGAGCCGGUGGAUGAUGGACCAUCUGACGGCAGGCCACAGUUUGUGAGACUCGGGAACUGGAGCUGCACAAGGAGCAGGCCUGUCCCGUCCCAUUUUCUAUUCACUAUACACCUCCGGCUGUAUAAAUAUAGAAAUUCCCAGAUGCUUCUGAACUUACCAGGUGGAGAACUUUGAGAAUUGUCUGCAAAUUAACAUCAGCUAAGCCAAGGCACUGCUUACUAAUUUUUUUACUGCACCAAAGAGCUACUCAGUCCAGUCACUGUUCAGGGAGUGGAUGUGGAGGUGAGGUACUCUGCUACAAGUACUUGGGGGUCCACAUCAAUGACAGACAGGUCUGAUAUCAUAGAGAAGAAAGGGCAAAGCAGACUCUUCUUCCUUAGGAGACUGCGUCCCUUUCAUGAGGUUUUGACGACAUCUACAGCUCUCUGGUGGCCAGGGUGGUGUGCAUCAUUUCAAUGAGCUAAUUAAAAGCACAGGAUCAGUUACAGGAUGCACUCAAGGUUCCCUGAAUGUAAUGGUGGAGGAAAAAAAUGACGACAAAACUGAGCGCCAUUGUGAACAAUGCUGCACAUCCUCUCAAUAACAAGCCAACAUUGGGGACUUUCAGCCAACAAACUACUGAGCAGAAGCUUGUCAAGAAAAGCAACUCGGGCUCCUUUAUACCAACAGCAAUACGCCUGCAUUGUGCCUCACUGGGACUGCCAAAUCAGAAUUUUUUUUUGUUGUUUUUAAUUUUCUUCCUUUUUAGACAUUGUGGUGUAUAUUGGAGAGGUUUGUUGUUUGCCGUAAUAAUAAUUUUUCUGUAAAAAAUCAACCUACCCCCCCCACACCUCAAUAAAGUUCUCUCUGCCA
Polypterus senegalus (gray bichir) is the source of this 4277-nucleotide messenger RNA. RefSeq lists its product as uncharacterized. Bases 613 to 2025 code for a protein of 470 amino acids. NCBI's taxonomy places the organism in Eukaryota, Metazoa, Chordata, Cladistia, Polypteriformes, Polypteridae. The record is from RefSeq and is a predicted model, not a curated record. The transcript has 9 exons.